Molecule: messenger RNA, 1963 nt
Organism: Rana temporaria (common frog)
Lineage: Eukaryota; Metazoa; Chordata; Amphibia; Anura; Ranidae
Product: mixed lineage kinase domain-like protein
Exons: 11
Coding region: 286-1731 (481 amino acids)
Biological process (GO): protein phosphorylation; cell surface receptor signaling pathway
Molecular function (GO): protein kinase activity; ATP binding
Source: RefSeq, a predicted model, not a curated record
AUCGAUCCGGAUCGAUGGUUGUAUGACGGAUUCUACUCCACACAGACAUCCCAUAAUCUGAUCCGGAUUUCAUCGCUCUACAGAGACCACACAUAGGAAUUCCAAUGGGAAAGACAAUGAGAUGCACAACAGCUGAUACAAUGUAAAACAGCAGAGCUAACGAAAGUGGAAGUUUCGAAGUUUCGCAAUACAGGAACUGGGAGUUGUCACAUUCCAAGAUGAACAAAAAAAAGCUGAAGACGGGCUGAGAGACUCCACAUCUACCUCCUUGCUGGACACUGAGAGAUGGAGGCGUUGGGUCACGUUUUCUCUGUUGCUCAGACCAUCUAUGGCCUGUGUGACCAGGCCAGCUCCAACAAGAAGCAAUGCCGCCGCCUAGAGAGGAGGAUCAAAAUGUUGCUUCUGACUGCAAGGACUCUGGAGAAGCAGCCGGAAAAGUCAAAGGCUCUGCUGGCAGUGGUGGAGGAGCUGGCCACCACGCUAGAGAACGCCAUGUGUUGGGUCAUUAAAUAUUCCCACCGCGCCUGGUGGAAACAGGUACUCCAGGCCAACAGCAUCAAGGAAGAAUUUGACAUAAUCAACGACCGCCUGGGGGAUGCUGCCGCCCAGAUCUCCGUCCUGCUGGCUGCCGAACACCGAUAUAAAUUUUCUCAGUUCUUCAUGGAGAAUACUAGGAAGAAGCAGAAUGAAAAGGAUAUAGAGGAAGACCUGCAGGAGCUCCGCACUUACCUCAACAGUCAUGUGCCCCAGAUAGAGGACAAGAUGGACAACAUGAAGGAUGAAAUGAGCAAACUGAAUGCUAAAAUGGCUGAAAUAAAUUUAGCAUGUGUCCGGCCGAAAUGGGACAUCAAAGAGAUCCGGGCGACAGAUCUGAAGCGAGGAGACCUAUUGCUGGAGCGACCCACCCAUUUCCUGUACGGUGGAGAGCUCCACCGCAGUCCUGUGGCCAUCAAAGUAUUCAAGGAUCAAAAUGUGCAGAGUGAAGAAUUCAUUCGGAGGACAUUUCAGUCUGAGAGCCAAACAAUGAAGAGAUUUGAGUGUUUAAAUAUUUUACGACUCUACGGGAUCUGUAUAGAUAAUUCAGGCCCAGAAACCUGCUACUCGUUGGUGAUGGAGUUAUGUGAGAAAGGGACACUACGGGAACUGUUACAGGCUGAACCGGACUUGCCUUGGGAUCUAAGAGUUCUUAUGGCUCUAGAUGCAGCCAGAGCGCUGUACAGGUUGCAUCAGACUGAAGCAAAAGCCAUCCUCCAUGGGAAUCUGAGCAGCUCCAAGUUUUUGGUGGAUGGAACGUAUUGUGUUAAGCUGUCAGGAUUUGAGCUCUCCAAGACAGAAUCGUCCAUCGGGAGACCCUCCAAUGUGGUCAUAAGAAAGAAGGCCAGAGAGCUGGAGUACAUCGCCCCCGAGACAUGGCAAGAUAUCAAUGCAUACGACAAACGCAGCGAGAUUUACAGCCUGGGGGUGGUGAUGUAUGAAAUCGCUACAGGAAAACCGCCCUUUCAUGGCCUGGAGGUGACAGCAGACAAUCUGGGGGAGAUGCAGGAGAAGUGGUGGGCCUCACUAGACAACGACUUUCCAUCUUCAUGUCCUGAUAAGUUCAGUGAUCUCAUCAAACGCCUCUUACAGAGGAAUCCCAAGGAUCGCCCAUCUGCUGGAGUAACUGUGGAUCUUCUCAUGGUUAAUUUGAAUCAGCAAAGGCCAGGAGGAUGUCUUCAGGAUGCCACGGCAUAGAGUGUGCCAGCAUGUGACUAUUUCUAAACUUGGUGCCCCUAUCAUAAGCAUUGUGUGCACUGGCUGGUCAAUCAAUGCUUCAUCUUGAUCAGACCGAUAUAACGGACGCUAAUGUUUUUUUAGCUGGUUGAUUGGUCAAGGAGGACCCAUGGAGGAUUGAUAUGGGAAUUAUUACCACUGCAUGAUAUGGUGCAGUGCUUUCAGUAUUUAUUUCCGGAAUCUGUGAAGAAAG